This is a messenger RNA of Exophiala mesophila, 1182 nucleotides long. RefSeq lists its product as uncharacterized. Bases 1 to 1182 code for a protein of 393 amino acids. The record is from RefSeq and is a predicted model, not a curated record. NCBI's taxonomy places the organism in Eukaryota, Fungi, Ascomycota, Eurotiomycetes, Chaetothyriales, Herpotrichiellaceae. The transcript is spliced from 4 exons. Gene Ontology annotation, biological process: lipid metabolic process.
AUGGACCCAAAAUGGUUUCCAUCCUCGAAUCGACCUGUUUAUCCCACAGGUCUCGUCCAAGCAGGCUGUACUUUGAUAGGCGUCACCUCGCUCCUCUUCCCUCAAGGACAAUUCCGAAAUGUUAUUGCUCUGCCGCCUCUGUUACUACUGGCAUGGAAUGUUCGUCAGCAUACAGCAGGCUCUCCAGAAGAGGACUACCUCACUGCCGUCAACGUUGUUAUGGCCAUUGCCAAAUACGUUGACUUUGCUGUCAUGAGAAUACCCGAGCAGUCCUGCCACAGGAUUGGACCUGACAAACACGUCGAGACUACGGAUGAGAUCAAUCGGAUGUCCCUCUGGCAAAAGUUCAAAUGGAGCCUGGAGCUGGCUUGCACCACAAGAGGCAUUGGUUGGGAUUGGCGUGUGAAGAAUGUUGAACAUGUUCCUCAUGGCAUUUCGAGACGGCAGUUUAUCCUGACACAAUUAAUCAAAGCAGGAGCUGCUUACCUCUUUAUCGACUUCUACCAAUGGUUUAUCCGUUCGAGCCCCUUCGGCACCACCGGUCCACCUCCAAAUUUGUUCAGCCUCCCAUUGAGGGAACAAUUCAUGUAUGGUUGGCUCCGCGGCUUUCAUAGCGGGUUCUCGAUGGCUCUGGGCUAUUAUAUCCUGGCCGUUGUCGCAGUCGGGACAGGUUUCUCCUCUCCUCAAUCGUGGCCGCCUAUUUAUGGCUCCUUUAUCAAAAGAGGAUACACUGUGCGCAAUAUCUGGGGUCGUUGUUGGCAUCAAUUUCUUCGACGUACCUUUGAAACCAGCAGCUCAGUGCUUUUGGCCCUGACGAUGGCCAAGAAGGGAAGCUCUUUCUCACGGUAUCUGCAGUUGUAUAACGGUUUCUUGGUGUCAGCUCUUAUUCAUCAUGCCGGGUCUUUGAACAUGACAUAUCAUGAAGCGAUCAGGUACCAAUUUAUGUUUUUCAUGGUUCAGCCUGUCGCAAUUACUAUAGAGGACUUUGCCAUCUACUAUGCGAGAAAGAAAGGUCUUUGUGACACAUGGAUGACGAGGGCUAUCGGCUAUAUAUGGACAUGGACAUGGCUCGGCUUUAGUCUGCGAUAUGCUGCUAAAUUCUACUUUGACCUUGGGCUUGGGGCGGCCCCUCAUCCACUUGUCGCCAAAUUCAGCGUCAUGGAUGUCAUCUGGACCACGUAG